Molecule: messenger RNA, 795 nt
Organism: Fulvia fulva
Lineage: Eukaryota; Fungi; Ascomycota; Dothideomycetes; Mycosphaerellales; Mycosphaerellaceae
Exons: 1
Coding region: 1-795 (264 amino acids)
Source: RefSeq, a predicted model, not a curated record
AUGCAGAAUGUGAUUCCGGAGGAACUGGUAGCGAUGCUUGAAUUCAAAAACAUCCUAUCCAGUCUCGAAUCACUCGGCCUCGAGAUCACCACGGAGUUCCACAACGCUGCUCCAGAGUGCAACAUAGACUUUCCAGAAGUUUACCAGUUCUUCGCCAUUGACCUCAAGAAGCAAAUCCUUCAUCCAGUGAGCUCGAACCUACGUCACCUAAACCUCUGUACUGCUGAGAUGGAGUGGGGUUUCCGUCCGCCCUUCGACCCUCGAGGCUUGCAUUUCCCGAAGCUCGUGUCCCUCGCUCUCGGCAAAGUCAUGUUCGCCUAUGAUUGGCAGCUCGACUGGAUCAUCGGCCACGACAAGACGCUUGAAGUCUUGGCGCUCACGGACUGUAUGAUACUAGCAGUGGGCGAUCCGGAAGAAGGAAUCGAGAACCCGUCGAGCCCGGAUGAGCGAAACCGGUGGGUGUACAACAGACGCUGGCAUGAGUACUUUAGCAGACUUCAGCACGGAUUGCCACUGCUCAAGCGAUUCAUCAUGCAUGAUAGCUCGAGCGAAUUCAAGUUCGAGGGCCUCCAAGGCCUCGAAGCUCUAUACCGCUCAAGUGCUGAGCUAAGUACAGGCAGAUACGGUCUCUGGGCUGAUCUGUCGGUAUACAAACCAGUGCACACAAAGCGAGGACCAAUAUGGGAUCAUAACGCUGACGAGGAAAACGGGCCAACGUCGCGUAUUUGCUACGUGGAAGAGAAGGAAGCACUUGAUGGACUUCUCGAGGCGAUUCAAGUUCGGCGCGGCUGCUAG